Frankliniella occidentalis (western flower thrips) is the source of this 8804-nucleotide messenger RNA. RefSeq names its product nucleoprotein TPR (gene Mgtor). Gene Ontology annotation, biological process: protein import into nucleus; mRNA export from nucleus. Gene Ontology annotation, molecular function: structural constituent of nuclear pore. The transcript has 17 exons. The record is from RefSeq and is a predicted model, not a curated record. Bases 71 to 8440 code for a protein of 2789 amino acids. NCBI's taxonomy places the organism in Eukaryota, Metazoa, Arthropoda, Insecta, Thysanoptera, Thripidae. Gene Ontology annotation, cellular component: nuclear pore.
AAUCAGCAGGAUUUCCAAAACAUUUGAAAUCAGAUACUGCGGAUACUUCAGUUCAGUUUAUUAUGAAGCCAUGGCGUCAGGCGGCUCUUCUGAAGUUUUGCUCAACGUUCUGAACACAGAAGAGUACAAUUUGAUUCCUGAAGAUGUGCGUUCGAAACUCACCACUCAUUUUGAGGAAAAACUGGAAGAAUUUCUUACAUCGAAAGCACUCUUUGAGUCAUCCCGGACUAACCAUGAAGAGAAAACGCAAACACUUGGCAAAGAGUUGCAGGAGUGUCAAAUAGAAUUAGAAAACACCAAAACUAGUUUAUACAAUACUGAUUCUGAACUCAAGAUCUUCCAAGCAAAAGUGGAAGAAGUAAAAGCAGAACUAUCAACUUUACAAGAAACAGUUAAAAACUAUGAGUCCGAAAACAAUGAUUUGCGGAGACAAAGAAAUGAGGCAGUUGAUGAGAGGGACACACUCACCCGAAUGGUUGAAAGACGGGACAUGGAAUUGGAGAGACUUCAGAAAGAUAUCAAGAUCCUCUCUGCUGAGCUGUCAGCUGCUAUUAACUCUAAAUGUGAGGCUGUUGCCAAUGCUGAGGAAGUGGAGAGUAAACGCAUAGCCCUCGAUUUCAGAGAAAAGAGCUUUGAACAAGAACGUGAGUUCAUGAAAAAGAAAAUUGCUUCUUUAACUGCAGAUCUCAACGAAAUAAAUGGAGAAUUAUCAAUUUUACGCCGCAAUCAGGCUGCUGCUGAUGUGUCAUUCCAAAGUCAGCUUGAAUCAAAGACUGAAGAGCUUCGUAUUUUAAUGGAGAAGGACAAGCAACUGACUGAAGCUAACAGUAAGCUCGUUGAAAGAAUUGAAGCUCUUGGGGCCAAACUCAUGGCUCAGAGAGAUAGUGAAGCUACCAUGGCUGACAACUACCAACAAGAACUCCAAGCCAAAGCCAAGCUUGCUGACUUAUACAAACGUAUGAUGGAAGACGCUAAUUCUAAGAGCCAAGAACUGACAGAUGCUAUUCGUAGCCUUCAGCGAUUGCUUGAAGAUUCCAACAAACAGUAUUCAGAUCUGAAAGCAGAGUUUGAGGAAAAGGAACAGAAAGUUAAUGAGACUCUAGACAAAAAAAAUAAAUGCAUUGCUGCUCUUAAAGAGGAACUGAAAAAUGCCAAUGAACUUAUCAAAGUGACUAAACAAGAUACAAUGGAGAAGGCCAUUGAGGGCAUGUCACCUGCUGCUGCUGCUGCUAGUAAACUUAUUAAAUCAGGCCUCUCACUCACUCAGAUUUACACUCAAUAUGUUGCUGUGUAUGAAGAACUGACUUUGCAGAGAGAGGAGAACCGCAAGGCUAAUCUCUACAUAAGCACUAUUGUGCAAGAAUUGGAAGAAAAGGCUCCUAUACUGAAGAAACAGAGGGAAAACUAUGAAAAUGCUGUUGAGAGUAUUGCAUCUCUUUGUAAGCAGAAUGACCAGCUAGUUGAAGAAAGUAGAGUCUUGAGGGAAGAAGCCCGGGAGGCUAAGAAACUGUCUGGUCACCAUGCACGAGAGAAUGAACGCAUGAGGAAGGAGAUUUCUGACCUAUCCCGGCAGGUGUGCUACUUGGUGAAAACAGUGGAGGAAGCUAGGGGUGGUGUGAUUUCUCUUGAUGAUGCCAAUUCUUCAUUCAAUGGCUCCUUUGGCGCCAGUGAUGUAAUUUCCAAGAAACUGGUUACAUUCCGUGAUAUUGAAGACUUGCAAGAUAACAACAAGAAGCUGUUGGCCUUGGUUCGUGAGCUGAGUAGUAAACAUGAGGAAAUGGAAACAAAUCAACCUCAAAUGGAUGUCUCCUCUCUUCAAGACCGCAUUAACAGUCUAAAAUCUGAACUGACAGCUACACGAGACAACCUUAAUCAGCAAUCUGCUAUGGUUGAUCAAAUAGUUCGCCAGAGAGAUCUUUACAAGGAAAUGUAUCAGAAAUCUGUUAAAGGAGAAUCCACUGAACAAGUUCCUCUUCAAAGACCAGAUUCAAUACGCCAUCCCUCACCUGCUAAACCUGCUCAUACUGGUGUUGACCCAAGUGUUUUGGCAUCCAAAGAAAAAGCACUUGAAGAAACUGCCAAACGUCUUUCUGUCACUGAGAAGCAGUUGCAUGAAUUACGCACAGAGUAUGAAGAAUACCGCAAAGAGAGACGUACUAAUGAGGAUAUGCUCAAUGAUCAAAUAGACAACAUGAUGAGUAAAGUGAGAGAUCUUACCACUGAAAAUUGUAAGCUCACCACUCAGGCAGAAUUCCAGGCUGAAAGAUUCAAAGCUCUCUUAGCAAAUGUCUCAGGCCAGAAAGCUCAAAUUACUGCGCUAGAAACCAAGUGCAAAACUUACAGUGAAACAAUAGCCAAGCAUGAAAUGUCUCUGAAGUCGUUGAUGCAGGAGUCAUUGAGUGCUCAGGCUAAGCUUUCUCGGGCGGAAGUUGAACUGAGCAAUUUGAGAGAAGAAUGUUCCCUUUUAAAAGACUCUGAAGGAAGACUUCGGCGAGAGAAAGAGGCUCGAGCCCGUGAGGGCACAAGCCAGACCAUGCUACUUGCUAACUUGGAGUCAAUCAAAAUGACUCUUGAGCGCACUGAGUCUGAAGGAAGACUUAAGGUAGAACAAAAAUUAGAGGAUUGUAAUCGCGAAUGUACAGCUUUACGUCGUCGUUUACAAGAAGAACAAGAAAAUUUCAAGGAACUGUCAAGACAUUUAGAAAGACAAACUGCUGCAGCAGUGGCUCGUGAGGAAGAAGAGAGGAAAUUGGCUCAAGAAGCUCGUCAAGAACUGAAUAUUGUACGUGAAGAACUCAAAAAGAGACAGUCAAGUGCUGAAAUCUUGGAAACUAAAUUACGUGAAGCCUCUAGGACACCACCAGUUGUUGUUCAAAGGAAUGAUGAACAGCUCAGUAGUCGGGUCCGUGAACUUGAAAGCAAACUCAUGGCCAGUGAAGGAGAAGCCAGGUCUCUCAAACAACAACUUGAGGACUCACGCAAACACUUGCAACAGUACACUGAAAUUGCUGGCAGUUCAGAACAGCAACUCAGAGAGUUUGUCAAGAUGCAUGAAGGAGUCAAGUCUGAAUUUGAGAAAAAGUUGGCUGAUGCACAGCAACUGCAAGAAAGCUCAAAUUCUGAACUGGCCCGUCUUCAGUCUGAACUGUCUCGAUUGAAAUCGGUAGGAAAUCAAACUUCAUCUGAUCUUCAACUUAAAGUCCAAGAACUUGAAGUGCAGUGUAAAGAAGCUAACAAUCUCCUUCACCAAGCUUCAGAAUCAGGUGACGCUGUCAGAGCAGAACUGGAUGCUGUUAGAUUGGAGCUUGAAUCAGCAGUCAAAGCGCAACAGGAAUCUGAGGAAAAGUAUGCACGAGAAGUCACACUGCAUUCCAAUGACAUUCAGAUAAUGUCCCGCCUCAAGGAAGAGCUUUCAUCUGAAAAAGCUCAAAAUUCAGAACUUCGAGAGGGUCGGCGUAGUGCUGAAGAAGCUCUAAGGUUAGGUCGUUCUAUGUAUGAAGACCGUGAGAAAAUGAUGAAGUCUCAGAUGAAAGAACAACAAGAUCGUCUUUGUGAGCUUGAGAAGCAAAAUACACUUCUGCAUGAGCAAAUUGAAGCACUUGGCACUCAGCUUAUUGUGUUGCAGGCUCAAGUGGGAUCUCCUAGUAAGAGCUCUGGGACUUCUUUGUCAGGUACUGGAACACCCAACACCUCUUUCUCAGAAGGGGAAGAUUUCCAUGGUCCAGAGCAGCUGUUGCAAGUUGUGAAGUUCCUCCGUCGAGAGAAAGAAUUGGCUGUCACUCGCAUGGAAGUUAUUAGUACAGAGAACAGUCGUUUGAAGGCAGAACAUGAUAUUUUGGAGAAACAAGCACGCGAAGCUCGUGAGGAACUGGAGCAGAUGAAACAGCGAGAACAAUGUGAAACAGUUACUUCUAACCGUCAUCAAGAACUCCUGCGCAAGGUGGAAACUCUAAAUGCAAUUACUGACAGCAAUCGGGUUUUGAGAGAGGAAAGAGAUGCCUUAAGAGAGAAGGAACAGGAAUUCGUGACCAGGAUAAGAAGCUUAGAGCAAGAGUUGGACCCUUUGAAAGAUAGGCAUAGCCAACUCAGCAUUCAAAUUGAAACUCUGCGUGCUGAAAAUACCACUCUGAAGACUGAAUUAACAAAGUGGAGGCAGAGGACUAAUCAGUUGAUAGAACGUGCCAACAAAAAUAGCCCUGAGGAUUGGAAACGUCUUCAGAAUGAACGUGAAUCUCUUGCCAAACAACUUUCUGUGGAAAAGGAUGCUCAUAUCAAGACUCAAGAAGAGCUGAAACUGCUGAGAUUAGAAAAGUCAAAGCUUGAUGAACAGUUACAACUUUUGACACAAAGGCACAAUGCUCUUGAGGCAGAAUUUAAGAGGAAUUCAGAGAGCUCUAGGAAGACACUUGAAGAAUUGAAUAGUGUGCGUGCCCGUAUCGGCUCAUUGGAAGCAGAAUUGCAAGAACACAAAACCAAUCUAACCAAAGCCACUGAAGAAACUAGUAAAUUGAAUGCUGAUAUUGCUGCUCGAGAAACAAGAGAGCAGCAAAUUAGGAAGAUUGCUAAAAAAUACAAGGCUCAAUUUGAAGAAUUGAAGAAGAGCACUGAUGAAGAGAGAGUUCAGUGGGAAGCCCAACGUACUCAACAUGAAAAUCAGGCAGCAGCUGGAAUGCUGACUGAUGAAAUAAAAGAACAACUUCGUGAGGAAGGCAGGCGUGAAGCUGAGCAGAAGUUACGUGAUGUAGAAACUUCUCACACUGAACGGGUUCGCGAGCUUUCAGGGCAGGUGACUUCAUCUCAGACUGAGGCUGGUACCCUACGUCGUGAGGUUGAGCAAUUUAGAACUGCUGAAGAAAGAGCCAAGACUGUUUUGAAAAAUGCUCGCAAUCGAAUUGUUAUGCUUUCAGAGGCCAAAACAAACUUAGAAAAACAAUUGACAUCAGGAAGAGAUGAGAGUGAAGCUAGAUUAACUGUGUUGAAGUCCCAGUAUGAAGGCCGCAUUUCUCGACUAGAAAAAGAAAAGGCUGAUGCCCUUGCAGAACGUAGCAGAGAGAUUGAAAAUCUUAAUGCAAGGCUGAAUCAUCUGCAACGUAUGCUAGACAGUCGCGCUCAAGGGUCCAGUAAACCCUCUACAUCAUCUGGCCAUAUUGACAAGGGAGCUUCAGAUCCUCCCACAGCUAACAUUAAGCCAAUGGCUGGACCUUCUUCCUCUAGUGGAAAGCAGCAGACACAACAAUCAGUGACUGUACCACCUUGGCGAGCAGGAAAUGAGACUCCUCUAGCAAGUAUAAGACCUAUGUCUCAGUCCCGAAUGGCUGCAGUUCAACCUUGCACUUUACAGCCCAGUGGCACCUCUGCAGUGUUGAUGAUGCCUCUUCACCAUCAACAAGCUCCAUCCCAACAGCAGCCCCAGACAGCUCAGCAGCAACAACCUACUCAGCCUCAGUCACAAACUCAGCAACAGUCACAGCAGCAAGCAGUUCACACGACUGGAAACAGCAGUGGCACGGGAUCUAGCAGUAGCAGUACUCCUAGCACCUCAAAUGGGGCAAGCGGCAGUGGAAUGGAUGCAAUAACUUCAUCAGAUUACAUGCCUGCGACUUCAUCAGCCUCUCCAGCCUCAGUUGGACCGAUUCGACAAGUUGCUGUCCCUCCAACCCAACAAGCUACUGUUGGCCCCUCUACUAGCAGGACAGAAGAAGCUUCAGCAGAGUCAACACAGGAUAUGGAAGUGGAAGUUGCUGAAAGACAACCUGGUACAUCAGUUCAGCAAGCCCAGCAGCACCAAUCUUCACUUCAGCAAACUCAGCAACAAUCCCAGCAACAACCUCAGCAGCAAGUCCAGCAGUCUCAACAGCCACCCCAGCAGACGCAACAACAGACUCCUCAGCAGCCCAGAGAGCCUCAGGCACAGAUGGCCCAGCUGUCACAGUUAGCACAGCCGCAUCAGGUUCUUCCACCUCAGUCACAGCCGCAUCCCCACCUGGCUCAACAGCAGCCAGCUCCACCCCAGCAAGUUGUGGGCCAGGCACAGCCGCAGGCUGCUCAGCAGGUGUUGGGCCAGGCGCAGGCUUCUCAGCCUCAACAGCAGCAGCCUCAACAGCAGCAGCCGCAACAGCAACAACAGCAACAGCAACAGCCGCAGCAGGCUGUGGCUAUGGUACUUCCCCGUGAACGGGUAGAACAGCAACAGCAAGCCCAGCAGCAGCCCCAACAGCCGCAAAUUCACCCGCCGACUCAGCAGCAAGCUCAACCGCCGCAGCAAGCUCAGCCGCCUCAGCAGCAGGUCCCUCCCGCGUCGGGCGCUGGGCCGUCUCAGCAGCCGCAGGCUGGGGCACUCGCUGCUCCGGGGGCACAGCACGAGCAGUCCGUGAUAGUGGCUAGCAGCCAGCAGGCUAGCAGCUCCAACACGGUCACCACAUCUCAGUCGGGGAUCAAGCGACCUCGCGACCGCGAGGCUGACGACAGUUCCACGAGCCGGGCUGGGCACGCCGAAGGGAUGAAGUCGGCUCCUCAGCUCAAGCGCUCUCGCCUCGGGCCCGUGGGUGGGGACUCUUUCCAAGCUCCCGCCGAGAGCUCGGAAUGUGGCAGCCUCGACGUGGAGUACCAAGUCCCCACGUCUUCCCAGCGCGACCAGGAGGACGACAUCAUCGUGGUGACUUCGGAGGAAGAGGACGAUGAGGACGAGGGUCCUGAAGACGACGAUGAUGAGGAACCCGACGAUGGCCCAGAGUUCCAGCCCGACGAGGACGACGAAAACGAGGAAGGUUAUGAGAUUGAGAGCUACGACCCCGACCCCGAGCGCGAUUUGGUCAUGGCCAACUACGACGAUGUCGAGGGUCCUGACAUAGAUGACGACAAUGGCGGGGAACAGGACAACGAAGUGGUGUUCAUCGAGGACAGCAAUGAGGUCCCAAACCAGCCCGGCAGCAGCAGCAGUAGCAGCGGUGGCCCUGCCGACGCAACGCAACAUGUUGGCUCCUCCGCCUCAGGAGAGCAAAUGCAGGCCGUUACGGCCACCCACGUAUCCCCCCUGCAGCAACAGCAAGCUCAGCCACAGCAGCCUCAACAGCCCCAGCAGCAGCCGUUGCAGCAGGAUCAGCAGCAGUCCUCGUCUGAAGCCACCUCGAGUGGUGCGACCAAUCAAAGUGACAAUGGAAACAGCAGCAGCAGCAACAGCAGCCAUGGGGGUCCUAGUGGGAGCGGGAGCGGCAACAACCAUGUGUCUAGCCAAGGCACUCCAGUGUCUUUGGGGUUUGGCGCCAGAAGUAGGACAGUUCCUCCUCUGAACAGGCAACAGCUAGUAUUGGGCUAUGAGGAUGGUGGUGAUGACUGCAUAGUCCCCAGCACACCCACUUUGUUUGUCCCUGGGCGGAGAGAUGGUUUUGGUGAGGCAGUCAGCUCUCCUCAGGUUCCUUCUGCUGGUCGAUUCACUUUUUCUGAUGCCAAUCCCCCAGCCGUAAGAGCUGUGCCAUGCACCCCAACCCUCUUUGGCACAAGACGUGCUGAGGGUUAUUCUGACGCAUACCGAGCAAUGUCUGUCCGCCACUUCACGUUCUCGGAAGCCCCCACUCCCCCGAGUCAUACAGGUGUUGCUCAAGUUGUUUGUGAAGGAAUGGAUGAUACUAGAGUUGACCUAUCCCAACUAGAGGAUCCUAGCACAGGGCGAAGUGUUCCUACAACCCCUCUUCAAGUUUCUCCUCAAGGAGAUCUAGCAGCCAGUGAGUUGGCUAAUGAGGUGGGACAAAGCUCAGGUGAUAAUGUGGAAGCAAGUGGAAGUUUAGCAGGACCCAGCUCUGCACCUUCCAUCUCUGUUUCUUUGGCUGAACACCAGCAAGUGGAAGGAGAGGCUCCAAGCCAGCGAGAAUUGCUUGAUCUUGAACUAGAAACUGAUCAAAGAGAAGCAGAGGGUGAUGGUGGUGAAUUAAUGGGAGGGCAGGCUGAUGAGCCUGAAGAAGUCAUGGUACUAGACCUUGAAGAAGAAAGUACAGAUGGUGUGAGUUCAGAAGGCUCGAAACCACCUCAGCCCUCUCAGUCUCAGCAGGCUCUGGACCUAGAGAUGGAAGAAGGACGGGAAGCGGAGGCAAGUGAGCCUGCAGCCAGCAGUCCCCAAGGAAGUCCCCACGGCUCUCAGGGAAGCCCGCACGGCAGAGGAUCGGGCACUGCCAGAAGAUCCCACAGCAGACCGGGGUCCUUUAGGAGGGGCCGAGGCAACCAAAGGCCCACCCCUAUUGUUUGGAGUGAGCCUGGCUCUACAUCCCCUCGUUCAAUGGGUGAUGGACCACCUCGUGGGAGAGGUAUGCCUAUGAUGCCAUUAGGGCCAAUGGGACCAAUGGGCAGAGGGAUGAUGAUGGAUCCUCGGGGUUUCCCUCCCAGAGGACAGAGGGCAAGAAGGAUAAGGAAAGGUUAUGGAAACCCAUUUGGUAACAUGCCUUACUGAUAGCUGUUUCUGUUAAUUGACAAUUAUUGAAUUCAUUUUUGACCCAUUUUGACAUUAGUUCCUGUUCAAUUUUGAUAAGUGCAUCCAGGACUUGCAUCAUUAUGUUAAGUGCACUGUUGGGUUAAACUCUUAGGAGUUCCAUUUAAGACUGUAAAUAUUUUCCCGAUGAAUUGUUAUUGUGUUAAUGUCUCAUUUGAUAGUACUGAUACUCAUACUUCUUUUAUUGCUUAUGUUCAGUUGACCUGAAAUCCAUGUAGAUAAAAUCUGUGAUCAUCAGUACAUCCUGUAGAUUAUUUUUUUAUCAGUGAAGAACAUUGUUUGUACAUAAUGUUAAGUGCUACCUAAAUAAAUUGAGGUUGCAUAA